AUUACUAGUAAUCGUCAGAACGAUCAGAACAUAUACAAUCUGUUAGCGUCGAUAAAAUAUCAUUUUAGCGAUAUUUUAUACAUGUUCUGUGUAACAUAUAUGUUGUGCAGAACUUUAUGCACAGUGAGUUAAAAGUAUAAUAAUUUUCACAGUAUGUGAUUAUAUGGAAAAAAGAUACAAUACAUAAUAAUAUACAAUACGUGAAAUAUUAUUAAACGAAAUGGCUACGGAAAGCUUGAAAUAUAUUUAUCACUUACCAUUUUUUGAAAGGUCAGAAUUUUGCAAAAUUAUGAAUCAAAAUGAUAAAUGGGAAGAGCUAGCUGGUACCUGGAUGAAGUACGAUGUUCUAACAAUACAGAGUUUAAGAAAGGAGAAGAAUCCCACAGAUGAACUUUUGACACUAUGGGGUCAUCACAAUCAUACAAUAAUAGAAUUAUUUGUUUUACUAUCAAGAAUGCAACACUAUCAGUCAAUGGUACCUUUGUUACCCUUUGUCGAUCAAAAAUUUCAUCAACUUUUGCACAAUGGAGAGGCUAAUUUGCAGAAUAUACCACGCAAGCAGUUGAUCAAUAAGAACACUAAAGAUUUAAAGAUUGGAACACAGAACUUUAAUCAACGUGCAUCGCCACAGCAAAGUGUUGAUAAGAUUUUAAAUCAGCCACUGACUAUUAGUCCAAGCAAUUCUAAUAAUUUGCUAGUAGCCUCGCCAGGAGCGGCUGCUGUCUUUCUACCAUCUUCACAAAAUACUGGCAGUAAUGGCAAAAAGAUCAAUGAAUCACCACUACCAAAAACAGAAACUACUUUGCCGCAUGCAAGCUAUAGCGAAUUAGCUAUUGCUACAAAUGGGUGGAAUCCGCACAAUAUAUUGGGUAAAGGUGGUUUUGGAACAGUAUAUAGAGGAAUUUGGAAAAACACUGAUGUAGCAAUAAAGAAGAUUCGACAAAAAGGGCCUGAUUCAGAUGAAAGUUAUAUUCUACAACUCCAACAAUCAUUAAAAGAAAUAAAAAUUUUGAAUUCUCGUGCUCAUGAAAAUAUUUUACCUUUAUACGCAUACAGUUUUGGCGGCGAGGCACCGUGUUUAGUUUAUCAGUUAAUGAAGAACGGAUCUUUAGAGGACAGACUUCUAUUAAGACAAAAAACUAAACCAUUAACGUGGAUACAAAGACAUGAGAUUGCCAAAGGUAUAGCACGCGGAUUGCAAUACUUGCAUAUCAUAGGAGAGAAACCAUUGAUUCACGGUGAUAUUAAGAGUGCGAACAUUUUAUUGGAUAAAAAUUUCGAGCCCAAAAUUGGCGAUUUUGGCUUAGCAAGAGAAGGUCCUGAAAGGGAUAGUAUGAAGAUCAGCAAGAUUCACGGAACAAGACCCUAUCUACCUGAAGAAUUUUUAUUUGACAAAAAAUUAUCCACAAAAAUAGAUACCUAUAGUUACGGCAUAGUUUUAUUCGAAAUGGCAACUGGACUUCGGGCUUACGACGAUUCACGGCCUGAGAAGAAAUUUUUACGAGAUUUAAUCGAUGCUUGGGAAGACAAAGAUCUUUUUCUAUUGAUAGAUAAGAAGGCUGGUGAAAAAGAUAAACAAGUUUAUAAAAAUUUAUUAUCUUUGGGAAAAUGGUGUGCUAAUCGAUUGGCACAAAAUCGACCGGAAAUGGAACUUGUAUUUCGAAAAUUGAAUGAUUUAUAAACACAUUCAUAAUUACAGCAUAAUAUAUGUGUGCCUUUUAAGAUCGAGCAAACCAAAUCACAUAUUUAUUUCAAUUGCAAAUAUGGAAACAAUAUACUUAUAAGGAGCAUAUUGUGAUAUAGUAAAUUAUGACUGAUGCAUUGUAAAUAUUAUUGUGACGGAAAAAAUUAUUCAUAUUUUUAUAUUAUAUAUGCAUUUCAUAUUAUAUAUAUUAUAAAGUAUUAUGUGAAGUGUUAUGUUGUUUAGAUAAGUUUUAUUAACAAAUUUUAUAUAAUUGUUUUAAUCAGCUUUACUAACAAAUGUUUUAUGUAAUGUUGCAAAAUAAAGAAUAUUGAUUAUACUCAGAUUCGCUUUAUCAUAUUUUGCUUAGUUUAUUAUAUCCUUAAAAAUCGAAAUAAAACUCGAUUACCAUAAAUUUUAAACGUUUUUAAUCUUUUAGAUAUUCUUAUUAGAAGCCUGUAUUAUAUACUGAAAAAAAGGAAUAUUAUUAAGUAAUCAUUUUCAUAAUGAUCAAUUAAUUUAUUUGUGUUAUUUUUUGUAUAUACAAUAUAUUAUUAGUGAAAUGUUCAUAUUUAUGAGUAUUAAGGCAUAAAUCGAAAGUUAAUAUGUGAUAAUAUAUUUUUUAUAAAAUGCACAAUUUAUGAUUGUAGAGUUUUAUUUUGAUUUUUAAAGGAUAUAAUAAAAUGAAUUUGUAUAUAGUUAAUAUUCUUUAUAUUGUGCAAUAUUACAUUAUAUAUAUGUAAAUAUAUAUAUAUAUAUAUAUAUAUAUAUAUGUAUAUAUAUGAACUGUAAUAGCUUGUAUAUAAUCUUAUUGCUUAUGCUUUCAAUUCCAUGUCUAUUUGAUUUGAACUAUAUUUAUCACAACACUUCGGUAAUUAUUUUACUAACUAUAUACUUAAAACACAAUUAAUUCGAAAUUUGUACGAUAAAAUCUUAUCUUUGUUUAUCUACUUUUUGUGGUCAAGUUUAAGAAUAACAUAUAAUAUAAUAAUUAAACAUAAAAUAUUAUUUUUUAUAUUAUAAAAUAUUAUUUCUUAUAUAAUUCUUAUAUUAAUUAUCAAAACAUAAUCUUCGUAUAUAUAUUAUGUACAUUUAAUCGCAUAUACAUAUUAU
This is a messenger RNA of Cataglyphis hispanica, 2794 nucleotides long. It is a transcript of the gene pll, whose product is annotated as serine/threonine-protein kinase pelle. Gene Ontology annotation, molecular function: protein kinase activity; protein binding; ATP binding. Gene Ontology annotation, biological process: protein phosphorylation; signal transduction. The coding region runs from base 221 to 1681 and encodes 486 amino acids. The record is from RefSeq and is a predicted model, not a curated record. Gene Ontology annotation, cellular component: plasma membrane. The transcript has 4 exons. Lineage: Eukaryota; Metazoa; Arthropoda; Insecta; Hymenoptera; Formicidae.